Mya arenaria is the source of this 5040-nucleotide messenger RNA. RefSeq lists its product as uncharacterized. The transcript is spliced from 13 exons. Lineage: Eukaryota; Metazoa; Mollusca; Bivalvia; Myida; Myidae. The record is from RefSeq and is a predicted model, not a curated record. The coding region runs from base 196 to 2694 and encodes 832 amino acids.
UGGAAAAGAGAUUAUUUUUGUUUUGAUAUGUUCUCAAUAAAAUGCAAAACGUUUUAAUGGAAAUUAACAAUGGCUUUCUUCAACUAAUCUGCAUCGUAAACAAUUGAACGGAAACACGUUUGUUUGUGUUUUCUUCUGGUUUUUUUAUUCUUUCAUUUAUCUAAAGGAAGAAGGAAAGGUAGCAAAUGUGUAUCGAUGUCGUGGAUUUUCCUAUGUGCUCCGUCGAUCAUUUGGACUGCAUACUGGCUGAACAGUUUCCUUCUCACAGAUAGCUGUACAUAUGACCAAUAUGACGACUGUCCUGCCUGGGGAAGCUGUACAGCAGAGUGUGGAGGGGGAAUUAGGUCAAGGACAUGUAAAUCGUGUUUUUGGAAAUUGGAAAAGGAUUUUACUGAAUACUGCAACAGGUUCUGUUACAAUGGAUACAACUUUUCUGGUGGCAAAUGUCAGUGUUCAGACUGGCGAAAUGGACGGUGCUGUGAAAACUGCAACUUAAAUUACAACAUUCCGCACUGUCCCAAAAACAAACUUCAAUGCGGUGGUAAACCAGAUGGGAUCCGAUGCGAAUUGUGCAAUGAUCCAUACUACGCUGCUGGCUAUGGCAACGGAUGUCGUGUGUGCCCAUCAUCCAUUCACCAAUGUAAAUACCGACGUUGCAGAAGUAGAAACAACGUCUAUUGCAAGAAAUGCUACGAGGACAACAUUAUAUUCAAACGUUACAACAAUGACAAGGAAUGUCAGCGAAUGUGCUCUUGGAACAACCACUUUUGUUGGCCUGGACGCUGUGGCACAAACGAACUCACCAAAGACUGCCAAUGUGCAUCUGGGUUCAGAAAAGUUGAAAUUCUCGGUCGCGAAAUCCAUUCAGGAGAAACCUCAUGUCAGCCAACACAAAAGCCAUUUAUCGAAACUUGUAACACUGAAGUGAUAGGCCCAAUCGGUGAAAAGAAGGAUGCAAAGAGCUCUACGUCAACUAAGUGUUCGUAUUUGCAAGAUAUGUAUGGGAACUUUCAGCCGUCUCAUAUAAACUUCAAAAUGGUUGCUAGCUACCACAUCACUUUACCUGCAAAAUAUAGCAAACCAAGAUUUAUUUAUGAAUCACGCUUUGGAAUAACAGAUACAGCAAUCUAUAUCAAAAGGCAAACAGUAUCAGGAAGUUUUACAACAUUGACUACACACAAACAAUUUACAGACUAUCAUCAAAGUCAAAUGGUUGAAGAAACAAGACAUCACGAGGGAAAAAUUAUCUCCGAUAUUUCAAGAAAAGUUUUGAAUGGCGAAGCAUUGUGUUUGACGUAUGAAGCUAAAGGCGGUGGAUUUCUGAAGGCUCAAAAUGUAAAACAUACUAUUCUCAAUGCUGUACCGUUUAAAAAACAAACGACAGAACGAACAAUCUGCUACCGUUAUGAUAGCCAACCACCCGAACACUGUUCAAAACUAUUGACAUGUGGCUCAGAGCCUCUCCAAGUUGACAAGCGGAUAACACGUUCAACACUCCAUCACAUUGAGUUCAACGGUUGGGUCGAUCCCGUCCCUCGUUUGGGAGCAUCGCGCACCGCAUCAAAAAUUGAGAGCUAUGAAGUUCGAGUAAACGAGGUCAUGCCAUCGAACGGGACACUAAAAGUAGAUUACACAUACAACGUUAUACCCAGUACAAUUGUGAACCACACAGUCAAAAGCAUGGAUAUAAAUCUGACUGCAAACGCCCCAAGGCUUUAUUGUAUUACACUAGAGGUUAAGGAUGUUGCAGACAAUGUUAGGCAGUGUCGUCGUUUUGUUCUCUUUGAUAACACUUCGUCCAUUAAAAUUUGGAAUGAACACCCAUUCAGAUUUACAUCUGCUUCGCCUGGUACAAAUUACACGUGGCAAACUCAUCACAACGAUGUCUGCCUCAGCUGGAAAGAUUACUUUUACAACAAUUUCUACAUUUAUAAUGAACUUCUGAAUCCUAUUGAGCCCCUCUCGCAUGUACUCAUUACUGGCUCAUACGAUCAAAUAACUGGAGAAUUACCUGUUUCCGGGACAUCAAAUGUAUAUGGUAUAAUUGCAUAUAAUGUUUCGUGGAGGCUAAACCAUGGCUCAUUUUCUGAAGAAAAACCUGUACCCUCUUUCAAUAAUCAAUCGAUUUGUAAGAAUUUGAAUGUUAAAGACGGCGAUACAUACACAGUGAACGUGAAGGCUAUUGAUAUAGUUGGGAAUACUCUCAGCGAUAGCCGAACUGUAUUCAUUGAUCGGUCAGCGCCACAUCUAAACAACGUUUCGCUUGAGAAAGAUGGGUACGAGGUGUUGUUUGUACAUAAGAGCUCGGACCUGUCCGAUAUGAAAAUGACAUUUGAUGCAUUUGAUCCACAUAGUGGCCUAUCUAACAUAUAUUGGACGUUUGGAAUAGCCGACACAAUGACUGAGUUAUUAAAUGAGCAUCUUGGUGUUAGGACCACAAAUAAUUCAUGUUCAUCAACACUGUGCUACUGCCCGGAUAUUGGUGACUGUGCGUUCUUCAGAAACACAUUGCCACUUUAUAAACUACAGGUUUAUGCUGCAAAUAUGGGACAUCAUUACAAAAAAUAUUAUUUUACCAUCAAAGUAACAAACAUGGCUGGGCUUUCAACAACGGAACACAUUAACUUUCUUGUUCAUGAUUCGCUUCCUUCAGAAGGUGUUGUUUACGAAGGGAGGGAGGUUUUGAGUGGUUGACUGUAAAGACCAUCUGUAUUUCCGAACACAUCCAUGCCAUCUGGUUUUGACAUUACAACUGUGGACUGAUGUUCAGCAACGCAGGUUUCCUGAUGGCAGGUGACAUAGGUAACAUGUUCACAGGUUGCUGUACUGGAAUCAUCUCAACAUUUUGGCUUAAUCGCACCUGUCUUGAGACAUUUUUGGUCGGUGUGGAACACUUAAAUGUUGAACCCAGCAAUUUAACCAGGCCCAGAAUGAAAUGAUGAAAACCAGCCAGCCCACCCGCCCGCAAAGCUGCCCAUCCGGCCAAGCUGUACCUGUUGUACGCCAACUUGCUAACAUGCGGUGAUUUGUUAGUACUUCCAGAUCAUAUAAUGGAAAAUUAUAUCCAAACUGAAGCGUAAUGUGAGUCAGUUUGGUCAUAUACGGAUAAUGUUUGUUUUAUUAUUAAAUGAAUUUCUUUCAUGCUUUUUGUCAAUCGUUUCUGGUGCGGCUAUGACAUAAUAUAAUUUUCUAAUGAAACUGCUGACUUCUAUUUGUCUUUAGUCUGUAGUGUGCAUCUAUUCGCACAUUUUGAUUGUUCAUUUUAGCAAAAUUAUAUUAAUUGCAAAUUCUUUAAGCAAUAAAAAAAAACCUUACUACACAUAAUAUGCAGAUUGUUUCAUUGAGCGAGCAUAUGAUUUUCAGAUUAUGGACAAAAAUACAUCACCUUCAACAAUCACAGCAACUCAGUGAGAUCCCGAUUUUGAAAAAAAAAAUAUUGCUAGCUUUCAUUAAUUCAUUAAUUCAUACUAUCAAUCAUUCAUUUAUAUUCAUUAAUUCAUUCAUUUAUUCAGUUUAUUCAUUGAAAAACUUGCCAUUUCAAGGCAAAUGAAAUAAAAAGUGAGCCGGUUUCAUUAAAAUUAGAGCCUUUUCCCUUCAUGCAUUAAAGAAAAAACAUAAAUAUACUCAAAAUUCCAUAAAAACACGAAUUUAUUGUUUCUACGGUCAGCCUGGUUGCUGUAGCCACGGAGGUAUUUUCAAGGACAAGAACCAAUGCUGGUAAAACGUGGUCUUGUGAUGGAAUUCCAUACCGGUUCUCGGCAAGGAUUUUCUAGAAUGGAAUACCGUCUUCAAAUCGGGAACCAUCACUUCAGUACCGUAUUCACCAGUAACGUUUAAAGCAGGAUAUCAGAUUGAUCACUUCAAUACCGAUUCACCAGUAACGUUUUAUCCAGGAUACCAGAGUGUCAUCUGGGAUUGAUCACUUUAGUACCGUAUUCACCAGUAACGUUUUAUCCAGGAUAUCAGAGUGGCAUCUGAGACUGAUAACUUCAGUACCGUAUUCACCAGUAAUCUUCAGUUUGCAGUUAUGCUUAUUUAUUAUAAAUUAAUGAAAACAAGUUUUUAAACAUCGGGUGCAAAUGAUAUGUGUCAGUAUUAUAUAAUAACCAUGUCUUGUUUUUGUACAAUAUCUUCUUCAGCUGAUAAACCAUGUCCUGAUUCCAUUAUAAUUCCAUCUUUUAUCGAUAUAUGUUGAAUUUUUAUAUGUAUAAGUUAUUGAAUGUUUAUUUUUGAGAAAGUCGUAAAAAAAUAAUGUAAAGGCACUGUAUAUAAUGCUGGAAAUAACAUGAGUUAGCCUAGUAAGUUCUAAAAAUAAAGUGUAUAUGCACACAACAGUUCAUCUUGCAUUGCUAUCUCAAAGGAUAUAGUAUUUAACUGAAUGAGCUAAUGUUAUCAUAAUUAAAGUGCAUUCUUGUUCUGAUUAUGUUGCGAACUGUAGUCUGCUAAACUGAAUAUAUUACAAUUUUACAACAUAUUAAUAUAGUUAUCAUAUAUUAAUAUCAAUAACUUAUGUUUCAUGGAUAACUCUAUGUAUUUUUUUUAAAUGUUAUAGAUGUAUUUUGGUUUAAUGUUUUUUUUAACGGUUACAAUUCUUAUAUUUUAAAUAUUUCAAUGUGUUUAUACUUUUUUCAUACAUUGUUAUAUUCAAUGAUUGAAUGGCGCUAACAACGUCAACUACAGGGGACUUAUAUUCAUUUCAAACUGCUGAGUGUGUCAAACAACUUUUCCGGGUUAUUUGCAAAAGCUUAAAAAUCUAAAAUAUACACAAUGUUGUUUUACGUAUUAGGAUUGUUACGUACAGGUUGCUUGUCAGAUAAUUGUAGAAUCUAUGAUAAUUGAAUUUAAGUAAAUGCAAUCUGUUUUAUUUACAGUGUUGUGUUUAAAGUAGGAAUCAUUAUCUUGUACUAUCACGUGCUUGUAUGAUAUACAGUAUUGGGUAAACUAGUGUAUGUAGUGUGUUUGUUUUAAUGUAUAAAUAUUCAAUUUCUUUUGCAUUGCCUUAACCUUACUUGUAAUCAAAUACGAUUACCGAUAUUUAUG